GUUAAAAAUUGUUUAUCAUUAUUACGAUCACUUUACUUAUUUCGUUUUAUUUGUUAGAAACUCGACAAAUUACUAGUAGCUGCGUGUUAACACAUGGUUGACACAGUGUUUAAUAAUGGGUCCGCCAUUGAAUAUAACACUUUUCGAAAGGCUUUCUUCCCUAGUUCGUCCGGUGAACUACAAACUGUUGUUGAGGCCUAACCUGGACACCGGUAUUUUCCAAGGAAACGUUAAAAUCAACAUCGUUCUAAAGCAGGAAAAGAACUAUGUGAACCUCCAUUCCAAGUUUUUAGAUAUAAGUAAAGUUCAAGUGUUCAGGGGCGACAGAGAAAUACCGGUAUUGAAAUAUGUGGAGGUGGAAAAUCUUGAACAACUUUUGAUCGAGUUUAAUGAUCCUUUGAGCCCCGGUAGUUACCAGAUAGAUAUAGAUUUUGAAGGCAAAUUAACACAGAAAAUUGUUGGGUUUUAUUCGUCACGGCUGAGAGAUGGCAAGACAAUGGUGGCAAGCAAGUUUCAGCCAACAUAUGCCCGGCAAGCUUUCCCCUGCUUUGACGAGCCGGAUUUCAAGGCAACGUAUGAUAUCACUCUUGUAAAACCGGAGAAUUAUGUAGCCCUCUCCAAUAUGAAUGAAAUAUCCAGGUCUCGUGAUGAUAAAACAUCCUCAGAAAUUGUAACGUUUGCAACUAGCGUCCCCAUGUCAACAUACUUAGCCUGCUUCGUGAUUUGUGACUUUGCCUCCAAAGAAACAGAGAUCAACUCCAAUGGUAUAGGAAGUAACUUUAUAUUGCGAUCAUUCGCGCAGAAGGACCAGACGCACAAAAUUGAUUUUGCUCAGAGUAUCGGGAAGAGAGCAACGGAGUUCUACAUACAGUAUUAUGAAGUGCCAUUUCCUCUGCCAAAACUAGACAUGAUAGCCAUCCCUGACUACAUAUCUGGAGCCACGGAGCACUGGGGCCUGGUGACGUACCGCGAGACCUCCUUCCUAGUGGACGAGGCCACGGCCUCGGCGCAGAACAAGAUCAGCGUGGCCAACACCAUCGCGCACGAGCUGGCGCACAUGUGGUUCGGGAACUUGGUGACUAUGAAAUGGUGGGACGACUUGUGGCUGAACGAGGGCUUCGCGUCCUACAUGCAGGUGAAAUGUUUGAACGCCAUCGAGCCUUCCUGGACUAUGCUUGAUCAAUUCUUGAAAGGGAUGCAUACCGUGAUGGUGACGGACGCGAAGCUCUCGAGUCAUCCCAUCGUGCAAACUGUAGAGACACCUGAUCAGAUCACUGCCAUAUUUGACUCCAUUUCUUACAACAAGGGUUCAUCAGUAUUACGUAUGCUGGAAGGUUUCAUAGGCGAGGAGAACUUCCGCAUGGGUGUGUCGGACUAUCUCAAGAAGCACAAGUUCGGGAACACGGUUACGCAGGACCUGCUCGCCUCGCUGGAGCCCUACUUCAAGAAGGGCAACCCCGAUCUUAAUCUUACGUACAUAAUGGACACAUGGACGCGUCAGAUGGGUUACCCGGUACUGACGGUGACCAGGAAGGACGCGUCCUAUCGCGUCACGCAAUCGCGAUUCCUCUUGGACCCGGAGGCCGAGUCACCUAAUGAUUCCGAUUAUAAUUACCGGUGGUUUGUGCCUGUUACAUACAAAAGUAAUAACGGCGUAAACGAAAAAGUAAUCUGGUUCGGAGACAAAAAGGAAAACGUUGAAAUAUCGGAGCCGGACGCUACUUGGCUCAAGAUAAAUAACAACCAAGUGGGGUACUACCGGGUGAACUACCCACAGGAGAUGUGGGAGAGCUUGAUUGAGCAGUUGAAGGCGAGAUCUGAUCAGCUAACGAUAUCAGAUCGCUCGCACUUGCUGGACGACGUGUCGGCGCUGGCCGAGGCAGGCCUCGUGCCGUACUCGCUAGCCCUCGACCUGACGACCUACCUCAGUGUGGAGGAGGCCUAUAUGCCGUGGCAGACCGCCGCUGGCAUAUUCGGCGAUUUGUCACUGAGACUACUUAAUACACCCGCCCAUGACGAUCUCAAGCUAUACAUGCAAGAACUUGUCACGCCUAUUUUUACUAAAGUGGACGAAGGAUCUGGCAAUUCGGGAGUGAUUGAGCGUCUCCUACGUACCACGAUCCUUUCGCUGGCCACUAAAGCGGAGCUCCCCAAAGCCCAGAGCAAGGUGCGACAGAUGUUUCUCGAGUGGCUGAACAGCCACGACACAGGGCACGUGAAGACUGUGGAGACAGACUUGAGGGCCCUAGUGUAUUACCACGGCAUGAAACAGGGUACACUGACAGAGUGGGACAAACUCUGGCAGAUCUACAAGAGGGAAGAGGACGUGCAGGAGCAGACGAAGAUUAGGCAAGCGCUGGCGGCGCCGCGGGAUACGUCUAUACUCAGAAAGUAUCUCGACCUUGCGUGGGACGAAACCAACGUCCGCGCCCAAGACUACCUAAACGUCAUCCAAAUGAUCAGCAACAACCCAUCAGGCACCACCCUAAUAUGGGACGAUGUCCGCAAUCGUUGGCCCUCUCUAGUGGAGCGAUACACACUCAACAGUCGGUACCUGGGCGCCGUUGUACCGGGCAUCACUGACUCAUUCCAUUCAGAAAAGGAGCUCAAAGAGAUGCAAGAUUUCUUCGCGAAGUACCCCGACGCGGGCGCAGGCGCGUCAGCGCGAAAACGCGCGCUUGAAACAGUUCGCAACAACAUUAAGUGGGCUUCAAACAGAGCCCCCGCUGUGAGCGCGUGGUUGCAAACAAGACGCCAACAACGCUCCACCCAGAAAUCAUAACCUGUCAACAGUGUCAACCUAGUACAUAGUGGGGUUACUUUGAUUCGCGGGAUAACAUUGAUCAUCGAUUUUUGAGAAUUAGGGAGUUAGGGAGCGAACUUACAUUUCAUGAUGUGGUUGGCAUGCUUAACCGAAAUAGACGAUGAAAGCGUUCAGAAACUAAUUCCUUAUAAUUUAAAAAUCGAUGAUCAAUGUUACCCCACGAAUCAAAGUAACCCCAGUUCACA
Molecule: messenger RNA, 3009 nt
Organism: Cydia strobilella
Lineage: Eukaryota; Metazoa; Arthropoda; Insecta; Lepidoptera; Tortricidae
Product: glutamyl aminopeptidase-like
Exons: 16
Coding region: 116-2782 (888 amino acids)
Biological process (GO): proteolysis; peptide catabolic process
Cellular component (GO): cytoplasm
Molecular function (GO): zinc ion binding; peptide binding; metalloaminopeptidase activity
Source: RefSeq, a predicted model, not a curated record